This is a messenger RNA of Venustampulla echinocandica, 1002 nucleotides long. RefSeq names its product putative CSH1 catalytic subunit of a mannosylinositol phosphorylceramide (MIPC) synthase. Gene Ontology annotation, molecular function: mannosyltransferase activity. NCBI's taxonomy places the organism in Eukaryota, Fungi, Ascomycota, Leotiomycetes, Helotiales, Pleuroascaceae. Bases 1 to 1002 code for a protein of 333 amino acids. The record is from RefSeq and is a predicted model, not a curated record. The transcript is spliced from 2 exons. Gene Ontology annotation, biological process: mannosyl-inositol phosphorylceramide biosynthetic process.
AUGCGACGCGGAACCGUCAUUUUCCUAGUAAUCUCCUUGAUAAUUCUCGGAGUCCUGGUCAAUGCCUUCAGCACCCUCAUAGCGCUGCUCUUUGAGAAGGGUGGCGCAACUCCCAUAGACCCCUCUGAGAUUCCGCUACCAGGCUCAGACCUGUCUGCAAAUGGGACGCAACUGAUCCCAAAGAUCAUCCACCAGACAUACAUCAAUGCGACGAUUCCCAAUAAGUGGCAGGAAGGACAGCAAGCAUGCGUUGACUUGCACGACGAUUACGAGUAUAUUCUCUGGACCGACGAGAAAUCCCGAGACUUCAUUGCAACUGAAUACUCUUGGUUCCUAGAAACAUUCGACAGCUACCCCUUUCCCAUCCAGCGCGCCGACUCCAUUCGGUACUUUGUCCUCGAUUUCUACGGCGGCAUAUACAUUGAUCUCGAUGAUGGCUGCAACCGCCCUCUUGAUCCUCUGCUCAACUACCCAGCCUGGCUUCGACGGACUGUCCCUACAGGCAUCAGUAAUGAUGCCAUGGGUUCUGUUCCACAUCACCCAUUCUUCCGAAAGGUAAUCGAGAGUCUAGAAUAUUACAACCGCAGCUGGGUGUUACCCUAUAUUACUGUUAUGUACAGCACGGGGCCGCUCUUCUUGUCUGUUUUAUGGGUGGAAUAUCUUCGGGUUGAUCCCGCACCCGAGGAUGCUGUCAGAUUACUGAUGCCCGCCGAAUACAAGGGGCACGAUUACAGCUUCUUCAACAUAUCAAAAGGAAGCAGUUGGCAUGGGAAAGAUGCCCAAACUAUUUUCUGGAUGGGGAAACAUUGGUUUCUUCUUACAGUUGCUGGUUUCCUCAUUGCAGGCGUGAUUGGAGGGUGUCUUUGGUGGGUUUGGUCCAGCUGCGUUAUGAACGCUGGCAUGACGUCGAAUGGGAAGGGUGGAAAGAGGAGACCUUGGGGGUUAUGGAGGAGGUUAAGCGGUGGGAAGGGGAGAUAUGAGCUGGUAGAAAGGAUGGCAUAG